UGGCAGUCGAAGCCAAACGCGCUACCAUUGCGCCAGGUAGCCAUGACGUAUCUCUAUCCUGACUCAUUUUCACGUAGAAGGACUUACCAAAUUAACUACUGUUGGAGUUAGGCUGCGCUGACACUCAUCUCUGUCAUGGCGCUCAAUUGGACGAUGCUGGAUGCGAGACACCAGCCUAUACCCUUACAUGAUGAGUCCACCAUCAUGUCCAUAGAUCGUGAUUCGCAAGUGGAGUUCUCCAUGACCAUACCUGACGCGCCACCUUCGGGCACUGCUGCCACCGGGGGCAACGGUGGGGUGAAGAAGAUGAAGGAGAGAGGGAAACUCUGGCUGACGAACAAACGACUGAUCUUCACAACACUCAAAGGGGGAAAGCCCAAGCCGUCAUUCGAAUCGCUAUCGAUACCACUGGACGCGAUCCUAUCUAGUAAAUUUGAGCAGCCUUACUUCGGCGCUAACUUCGUGGUGCUUGAUAUCAAGCCCUCAGUGGGUGGUGGGCUCACAGACGGUACGAGCGUCGAGAUCCGGUUUUAUGACAGGGGGUUAUUUGAGUUCGUGAGCGUCUUGGAGAAGACGCGUGAAAGAGUCGUUUAUAUGAAGAGGCAGGCGGCCAUGGAGGACGAUGAGAACUUACCUGCGUAUACGUCAUCCGGUUCCGCACCGAGAGCUUCAAAUUCAUACGCGGAUACUCCACCUGGAUAUGUUGCUUGAAAUCAUUUUCUCCACCCACUGUGUACCAACAACAUUGGACUUCGUAAUAAGGAAUGUAACAUGUGUACACUUUUUCUGUCGAACUUUCAGCCUUGUCGUCCAUGCAUGCUAGGUGUUAUAAUAUUAAUGCGUUGUUUGCAAUAUCCGUAAACAUUCAAAACUUCUAGUGAUCUAUGAUCUACGCGCCGAUGUUCGCGGCUAAUUUUGUUGUUUUUGGAUAAUUUGUAGUCACGAGGAAUUAUCCCGUUGCAGGGCUGCGGCGAGAACGCUAUCACGACUUCCUGCCACGAGCAGCCAGUCUUAGAUUGGCCCUGUGGAAUCAAAAGUAUCUAUGAUGUUUUAUGUUUUGGAGGUCCAUCAUCUCCCCAGUGACUUCCACAGAACACGGCAUCAUUGACUUUUAG
Molecule: messenger RNA, 1115 nt
Organism: Suillus fuscotomentosus
Lineage: Eukaryota; Fungi; Basidiomycota; Agaricomycetes; Boletales; Suillaceae
Exons: 3
Coding region: 136-711 (191 amino acids)
Biological process (GO): positive regulation of DNA-templated transcription
Cellular component (GO): nucleus
Molecular function (GO): transcription coactivator activity; chromatin DNA binding
Source: RefSeq, a predicted model, not a curated record